UUCCCUUGCAAGCGCGCUGCAAGCGGUAAUAACACGACACAAUGCGUCAACUUCGCGGUAAGGUGAAAGAGACACGCAAGCAGAAGAAGGAGCGUAAACUGGAGAAUUUGGAGAUACAAAAUCAGUUGAAAACCGUUGUAAUACCAGCCGUUUGCGUCUUUGCGCUACUCAUUGUUGUCUUCGUUUACUUCAAAACACGUCCCGCUGUGGAGUUGUAAAUUUAGUGUAUAUGUACAUAUAUGGGAAAUUGUGCGUGUCCAGAAGUGUGUGCCUUCAAUGGCGAAAACGAAUACUAGCUUAAGCGGCCUGAACAGCAGCAGGCAAUGAGAAUUUUUAAAUAUUACUUCAGGAGGAAUCCUCAAUGACACACACGCACUACCCGCAACUUUUCCGUUUGUUAGAAUAUGUAUGGCGUAUAUAUUUUGGGACUGCGGUGCAAAGUUCGCUAAAAAUAUCAUCCUGAAAAUUUUAAAUUUAUUUUUGAGACUUUACAAAUUGCAUAGUUAUAAAAUGUCUGUUCAACCCACCACUUGUUGAGUGUCUACUGCUUUUGUAGCACGUCACAGAAGCCCGUGUUUUGAGGAAAACACCUGUACAAAUAUAAGACCAGUUGACGCCAGUACUUCUCCUACUUAGUAAUAGUUUAUAUACUUAAUACAUGUGUAGAUUUGUGCGUACAUACUAUUUAUUUAGACUACAUAUUAUUAUAUAUUUUAAUAUAUGUAUAUAUAAUGCUGUCUGUUGAAGAAAAACAAAUAAAUAUUUUAUAUAAAUUUUAGAUGAAAA
Molecule: messenger RNA, 786 nt
Organism: Bactrocera dorsalis (oriental fruit fly)
Lineage: Eukaryota; Metazoa; Arthropoda; Insecta; Diptera; Tephritidae
Product: single-pass membrane and coiled-coil domain-containing protein 4 homolog
Exons: 1
Coding region: 42-218 (58 amino acids)
Source: RefSeq, a predicted model, not a curated record